Molecule: messenger RNA, 387 nt
Organism: Mus pahari (shrew mouse)
Lineage: Eukaryota; Metazoa; Chordata; Mammalia; Rodentia; Muridae
Product: pyrin domain-containing protein 3-like
Exons: 2
Coding region: 1-387 (128 amino acids)
Biological process (GO): activation of innate immune response; cellular response to interferon-beta
Molecular function (GO): double-stranded DNA binding
Source: RefSeq, a predicted model, not a curated record
AUGGUGAAUUACUACAAGAAAAUUGUUCUUCUGUCUGGAUUAGAAUAUAUGAAUGAUUAUAACUUUAGAGUACUUAAGUCCUUACUGAUCCAUGACCUAAAACUGACUAAGAAAAUGCAAGAUGAUUAUGACAGAAUUAAGAUUGCUGACUUAAUGGAAGAAAAGUUCCCAGAGGAUGCUGGAUUGAGCAAACUGAUAGAAGUAUUCGAAAAUAUUCCAGAUCUUGCAGAUCGUGUUGAUAUACUUAGAAAAGAGAUGGAGAAAGUUAAAAAUAAAACCAAAAUAAUAUCGGGAUCCAGUCCACUCCCAAUUACCUCCAGCAUGAUGGAAGUUUGGGAAGUAGAACCAGCUAUGGUGACAGCUUCUUCAGAGGUACACUGUCUAUGA